Molecule: messenger RNA, 1503 nt
Organism: Pipistrellus nathusii (Nathusius's pipistrelle)
Lineage: Eukaryota; Metazoa; Chordata; Mammalia; Chiroptera; Vespertilionidae
Source: the annotation of a GenBank genome assembly
AUGGCCGCCGCCAACGGGGCCAACGGGGCCGCGGGGACCGGGCCGCCCGACAGGAAGCCGCCGGCCCUGCCGCGCCCGGUGCGCGGCCUGGAGGUCAAGUUCACCCAGAUAUUCAUCAACAACGAGUGGCACGCGUCCACCAGCGGGAAAAAGUUUGCCACCUGCAACCCCUCGACGCUGGAGCAGAUCUGCGAGGUGGAGGAAGGAGAUAAGCCUGACGUGGACAAGGCCGUGGAGGCCGCACACGCCGCCUUCCAGCGGGGCUCGCCGUGGCGCCGGCUGGACGCCCUGAACCGAGGCCGCCUGCUGCACCAGCUGGCCGACCUGGUGGAGCGGGACCGCGCCGUCCUGGCCACCCUGGAGACGAUGGACACGGGGAAGCCGUUCCUGCACGCCUUCUUCAUCGACCUGGAGGGCUGCAUCAAGACCCUGCGCUACUUCGCCGGAUGGGCCGACAAGAUCCAGGGCCGGACCAUCCCCACGGAUGACAACGUUGUGUGCUUCACGCAGCACGAACCCAUCGGUGUGUGUGGGGCCAUCAUUCCUUGGAACUUCCCCCUGAUGAUGCUGGUGUGGAAGCUGGCGCCGGCGCUCUGCUGCGGCAACACCAUCGUCGUCAAGCCGGCCGAGCAGUCGCCCCUCACCGCCCUCCACCUCGGCUCUCUGAUCCAAGAGGUCGGCUUCCCCCCGGGCGUGGUGAACAUCGUGCCGGGAUUCGGGCCCACCGUGGGGGCCGCCAUGUCCGCCCACCCGCGGAUCAGCAAGAUCGCCUUCACCGGCUCCAUCGAGGUGGGCAAGCUGGUGAAGGAGGCCGCGUCCCGGAGCAACCUGAAGAGGGUGACGCUGGAGCUGGGCGGGAAGAACCCCUGCAUCGUGUGCGCUGACGCCGACCUGGACCUGGCCGUGGAGUGUGCCCAUCAGGGCAUCUUCUUCAACCAAGGCCAGUGCUGCACGGCCGCCUCCCGGGUGUUCGUGGAGGAGCAGGUGUACCCCGAGUUCGUGCGCCGGAGCGUGGAGCGCGCCCGGACGCGGCCCGUCGGGGACCCCUUUGACGCCAGGACGGAGCACGGGCCCCAGAUCGACCAAAGCCAGUUCGACAAAAUCCUCGCACUCAUCGAGAGCGGCAAGAAGGAGGGGGCCAAGCUGGAGUGUGGGGGCGCGGCCAUGGAGGACAGGGGCCUCUUCAUCAAGCCCACCGUCUUCUCGGAGGUCACGGACACCAUGCGGAUCGCCCGAGAGGAGAUCUUUGGGCCGGUGCAGCCGAUCCUGAAGUUCAAGACGAUGGAGGAGGUGAUCCGGAGAGCCAACAGCCUGGAGUACGGGCUCACCGCAGCUGUGUUCACGAAAAACUUGGACAAAGCCCUGAAGCUGGCGUCCGCCUUGGAGUCUGGCACUGUCUGGAUCAACUGCUACAACGCCAUCUACGCCCAGGCUCCAUUCGGCGGCUUCAAAAUGUCAGGGAACGGCCGAGAGCUAGCGAGGCGGCCAUUGGCUCAGCCAUGA